Etheostoma cragini (Arkansas darter) is the source of this 1310-nucleotide messenger RNA. RefSeq names its product actin binding Rho activating protein a (gene abraa). Gene Ontology annotation, biological process: positive regulation of transcription by RNA polymerase II; positive regulation of Rho protein signal transduction. Gene Ontology annotation, molecular function: actin binding. The transcript has 2 exons. Gene Ontology annotation, cellular component: sarcomere. The record is from RefSeq and is a predicted model, not a curated record. The coding region runs from base 107 to 1186 and encodes 359 amino acids. Lineage: Eukaryota; Metazoa; Chordata; Actinopteri; Perciformes; Percidae.
AACAGCAGAGUAGAUCUCUACAGCAUUCGGAAAAAAAUACACACAACACACAAUACACAAGACAAGAAAGACUUCUGGAAAACGUCUCUUCGGGUAUCCUGUGACAAUGAGUAGUGGUGGGACAACGACAGUUUCACCACAGGAGCCUCAGGCUUUCAAACGGGCAGUACGGAAGAUAAAAUGCGCCGCUAUGGUGGCCAACCUGGCCAAGAGCUGGCAGGGCUGGGCCAGUGAACACUCCGACAAGCAGGACGCCAUCCCGAGUGGCUGGAUGCCUUCAUCUGUUGAAGAGGUGGACAAAAAAGAGCGUAACCAUGACGUCAAACUUACCGUCACCCCGCGUGUUGUCACGGCUGAUGGCGCCAACGCCAAUGGGAGUAAGAUCCGGACGGGCUCAGUGACCAAGUCUGUGCAGCCAAAACGCAGCGAGUGCAGCAGCAGCGAUGUGGUCAACGCCAUCAGAGGCAGGAUGGAGUCGGGUCCCGAAGAGUGCAAGCCGUUCCUGGGCAACGAGUCGCCGACACGUCGGCGCCAGAUGAGGGCGCUACAGAGCGCGGGAGGAGGAGCGGGUGGACUCAUCCAAGACAGGAAGCAUUUGCUCCAGCAGGAGAAGACGCUGGGGCCGAGGAGCAGCAGUGUUGACACAGAGGACAGCGGGCUGGGAGAGGAGGCCGCGCUCAGCGACAACAGCGACGCAAAAAAUGAGCACGGUGACAUCCAGCCCAAGACACGGACCAACAGGCCCAAGAUUAAGAUUUCCACUGCGAGCGACAUCAAAAGCCGCUGGCAGCAGUGGUCUGAGCAGCACAUGGAGGGCCAGAAGCUCAACCCCUUCAGCGAGGAGUUUGACCACGAGUAUGCCAUGGCCAAUCGCCUCCGCAAGGGCGACUCGGGCUACGGGCGACCCAAAGACGGCUCCAAGACAGCAGAGAGAGGCGACAGGGCCCAAAAACACAUCCAUAGGGAGAUGGAGGAGAUGGUGUGGAUUAUCAGAGACAUGGGGUUUAAGGAUAAAGAGGGGAGGAUCAUCAUUUCCUUCGGUCGGCUUUUUGACCGCUACGUGAAGAUCUCAGACAAAGUGGUGGGCAUCUUGCUGCGCUGUCGCAAACACAAGAUGCUGGACUUUGAAGGGGAGAUGCUGUGGAAAGGACAGGACGAUGCUGUCAUCAUUACACUGAGGGACUGAGGACAGAUGUUAUGUCUUAUGAACAUUAACAAACACAUGCGAACCCACCUGCAAAUCUCCCACAUCAGCUCGUCAAGAGAAAUAAUGCUAUCAAUGCUAACCGCAAUGCUACACACACACACAA